CGGGCCGAGGAGGUGCACCCAAAGGACUCACUAUGGCUUUGAUUAGGAGGGGUCUGUAUCUGGUUCUGGUCUCAGUCCUUGGGCUCAUAUGGAACACUGCAGUGAUUGCCUUUCCUUGUGACAAGAUGUUUACUUCUCCAUCUCCCCCUGCAACAGUGGACCGUGUGCGGCCCUCAGAUGUGUCUGUGCUCUCCUCUGUCAGUCUGGACUCACACAGUCCAGAGCUCUCCAGUGUCUUAUCAAAACUCCAAGAGCUGAUGAGUUUGUUCAGUCCGUCUCUGCUUGGUCCCUUCUCCGAUCCCCCCAGCUUCCUCUCUCCUCCACUCUUAUCCGAAAGUUCACUGAUGGAGCAGGCAGAGGAACUGUCUCGCCAGCUCCAGGACAAACAGGAUUCCUGGAAACUAGUGCUGUUCUUUAUUCAAAUGGAUCAGCUCUGUGCAUGUGAGCAGGAACAGGCCUUGUCUGCAGUUGAUGAAACAAUCAGAAAGGUGGAUGAAGCUUUACAGUUCCUCCAAUCGCAGUUAAAGAAGACCAUCGUCAGUGUUGCACUGUGGGAUGAAGAACAAGUUAGUCUCCAAAACAGGAACUGUUUUUGUUCCGGGUCUGUCAGGGAGGGAGAGGCCAGACUUGUGAGAGCGAUGCAGACAUUUGCGUUGCAGAAAUCACUUGGUGAGCUGUUGGAGAGGAAGAGUUGGUUUCAAAAAAGCACAGAGGACUUCACUGUGGUUCUCCAGGAUUCACCGCUGAUGAGAGAGACUCCAGCUAGCAGUCCGUCUUAUACUGAUUCAUACUACACAGAUAAGCUGCUGGUUCAAAUGUGGAUACAAGUGCUACAGCCUCCAGUUGACGAAGCAAAACAAGGGGACAUCGCUCUGCCCUGCCCCUCUGAGCUCCGGCCCUUUUUGAGGACGUCGUCAAACUCCUAUUUAAAGGAAAACAAUGAUAUGUUGCUGCUAAUUGAACCAGUUUCAGGGACAGAGAUGCCAUGUGUGGACUUGAACCCCUCGCCUUCAAUACCAAACUCAGUGCAUGAGCUGAGACCUGGAGAUGUUAAAGUGGUGGCUGCCAUGGGAGACUCUCUCACAGCAGGUAAUGGCGUUGGAUCAAAUCCAAACAACCUUUUGGACGUCCUGACCCAGUACAGAGGCCUGUCCUGGAGCAUUGGAGGAGAUGACAACCUGACCAGUGUCACCACUUUGCCCAACAUCUUGAAGCACUUUAACCCUAAUGUGACGGGGUUCUCUCUGGGCACAGGCAAACAGACCAGUCCUCAGGCUGCUCUGAACCAGGCUGUGGGUGGAGCCACAAGCCAGAGUUUGCUGACACAAGCCCAAGCUCUGGUGAAACGCAUGAAGAACGACUCGAAAAUAAAUUUUGCGGAGGAUUGGAAGGUGAUCACUAUUUUUAUUGGGGGAAAUGAUCUGUGCGACUUCUGCAAAAAUUCUCUGUUGUAUUCUGUGGAAACGUACAUUAAAAACGUGCGAGAAACCCUGGAUUACUUGCACAAAGAGGUUCCUCGUGCUAUGGUGAACCUAGUGGAGCCUCUUCACAUCACACCACUCAGAGAAAUGCACUUAGACACAUCACUCAAAUGUCCGACGUGGCUCGUAAAUAUCCUUUGCCCCUGUGUGAUCAUGCCUAAAGACAACUCUGCAGCGAUGCAGCAGCUGGAGACUCUUAACAGAAACUAUCAGACUGCACUGCAUGAGCUGGUGGAGACCGGCCGCUAUGACACCCACUCAAACUUCACUGUGGUGGUGCAGCCGUUCUUCAGGGAAAUAGUUGUCCCCAGACUGCCUGAUGGACGCCCAGACCGUUCAUACUUUAGUCCCGACUGUUUCCACUUAAGUCAGAAAGCCCACAAGCUGAUGGCCCGGUCUCUGUGGAACAACAUGCUGGAGCCACUGGGCAAUAAAACCAGCAAACAGGAUUUCAUGACAGAAAUAAAACUUAAUUGUCCAACAAAGACAUCACCAUACAUCAGAACAUACAACAACAGUGACUACAUUUACCCAGGCCCCCCUCCAACCCCCAGCCCUAUUACUAACUGGGGCAGUGACUUCUCGUGUGUGGACCUUGCUCCAUCUAACCCUGUGCCCACAUCAGUUCACAAACUCCGACCGGCAGACAUCAAGGUGGUAGCGGCGCUUGGAGAUUCUGCCACAGCUGGAGUCGCUGCUAAGGCCAAUAACUUGUUUGAACUGAGUAAACAAUACAGAGGAGUGUCAUGGAGCAUCGGAGGAGACGCAAGUUUAGAGACUGUGACCACAUUACCAAACAUUUUAAAGAAGUUCAACCCCAAACUUGUGGGUUUCUCAGUCGGUCAGCUGGCUUUCAGAAAAGGAUUCAACAUGGCCGAACCUGGAGCUCGGUCCUUAGACAUUCAAACACAAGUAGAAGCUCUGAUUAAGGCCCUCAAGAACAACAAGGAGGUGAAUUUUGAACAAGACUGGAAACUGGUUACAAUAUACGUUGGCGAAAUGGACCUUUGUAACUACUGCUUUGACCAAUACAACCUCACAGCCAAACAAUUCAGCAAAAACCUACAGAAAAGUUUGGACAUGCUUCAUCAAAGUGUACCUCGUGUGUUGGUUAAUGUUGCCCAAGUUUUGCAAAUAGAUCCCUUGAAAACAGUUCAGAGAAACACAAUUGGCUGUUCCCUGCUACAGAGGACACAUUGUCCUUGUGUCGUGAACCCAUCCACAAACUCCCCGGAAAUAGAAGUGAUAAAACGGAUAAAUCAUGAAUAUCAGGUCGAACUUGAGUUUCUACUCUCUAGUGAUCAAUAUGACGGGAAAGAAGACUUUGCUGUGGUCCUUCAGCCUUUUUUGCACAAUUACUUUCUCCCAUACAUUGGAGAGGGAGAGGUGGACACCAGUUUCUAUUCCUUGGACUGUUUCCACCUCAGUGAGCGGGCACAGGCUGAGAUGGCCAUAGCUCUGUGGAAUAAUAUGUUGGAGCCAGUAGGAAGGAAGACAGCCUUUAACAACUACACAUACGAUCGCUCCAAGAUCCACUGUCCCUCGCAGACCCACCCCUUCAUCUUCACCAAAAUGAACAGUUUACCAGAGCUUCCUGCAACUACCCCUCCUGCUACCACUCCCACAGUUUCCACAGCCCCCACCCCUCCUGUGACGGGACACGAGCCGCUGUGCCCCCCCAAUGUGCCUGUGUGGGUCCCAGUACUGGCCGCCGUAGGGAGUCUGCUGGCAGGGUUUGCGGUUGCCUGGGUAGUUUGUUCAUGUAUAAAGAAAAACAGAAGUGUGAAUAUGAAAGGAACCAGCUUUUAAAUAUCGGUCACAAUAGGAAAACAGCAAAAUGUUCCCUGAUAGUUUGUAUUUAUAAAAAAAAUAUAUACUGUUUUAUAUGUUUGUCAUGAUAUAUCUGUAUUUAUUGACAAAAAUACAUAAAAAAUACCUUUCA
Periophthalmus magnuspinnatus is the source of this 3423-nucleotide messenger RNA. RefSeq names its product phospholipase B1, membrane-associated-like. Lineage: Eukaryota; Metazoa; Chordata; Actinopteri; Gobiiformes; Gobiidae. Gene Ontology annotation, biological process: phospholipid metabolic process. The transcript is spliced from 42 exons. Gene Ontology annotation, cellular component: brush border membrane. Gene Ontology annotation, molecular function: A2-type glycerophospholipase activity; retinyl-palmitate esterase activity; phosphatidylcholine lysophospholipase A1 activity. Bases 33 to 3290 code for a protein of 1085 amino acids. The record is from RefSeq and is a predicted model, not a curated record.